Molecule: messenger RNA, 420 nt
Organism: Sorex araneus (European shrew)
Lineage: Eukaryota; Metazoa; Chordata; Mammalia; Eulipotyphla; Soricidae
Product: V-type proton ATPase subunit G 1-like
Exons: 1
Coding region: 1-420 (139 amino acids)
Biological process (GO): proton transmembrane transport
Cellular component (GO): vacuolar proton-transporting V-type ATPase complex
Molecular function (GO): proton-transporting ATPase activity, rotational mechanism
Source: RefSeq, a predicted model, not a curated record
AUGGUCAGCCAGUGGCAGGACAUCCAGCAGCCGCUGCAGGCCGAGGAGGUGCCAGAGGCCCGGAAGCGAAAGAAUCGGACACAGAAGCAGGCCAAGGAAGCAGCUCAGGCAGAUGUCGAGCAGUCCCGCCUGCGGAGGGAGAAGGAGCUCAGGGCCAAGGAAGCUGCAGCGCGGGGGGCCCAGGGCAGUUGCAGGGUGGCAGUGGAGAAGGAGACCCCGGAGAUGACUGUCCUCCAGACCUACUUCAAGCAAAACAGGGACAAGGUUCUGGAUAACCUCCUGGUCUUCAUCCGCGACAUCCAGCCGCAAAUCCACAAAACCAUCGCAUCAUUAGCUAAGGGAAAAGAAAGCCACACCUGUGCCCAGGGACCGGCCUUACACCCCUUCCGAGGGCACGGUGGGUCAGUGGGGCUUGCGUAA